CCUGCGCCAUGGCCACCUCCGCUGCCUCUUCGGAGCAUUUCGAGAAACUUCACGAGAUCUUCCGCGGCCUCCAUGAAGACCUGCGAGGGGUGCCGGAGCGGCUCCUGGGGACAGCGGGGACAGAAGAGAAGAAAAAACUGAUCAGAGAUUUUGAUGAAAAGCAACAGGAAGCAAAUGAAACGCUGGCAGAGAUGGAAGAGGAACUACGUUAUGCACCUCUGUCUUUCCGUAACCCUAUGAUGUCUAAGCUUCGAACCUACCGGAAGGACCUUGCUAAACUCCAUCGGGAAGUGAGAAGCACACCUUUGACAGCCACACCUGGGGGCCGAGGAGACAUGAAAUAUGGCACAUACACUGUAGAGAAUGAGCAUAUGAAUCGGCUACAGUCUCAAAGGGCAUUGCUUCUGCAAGGCACUGACAGCCUGAACCGGGCCACCCAGAGUAUUGAGCGUUCUCAUCGGAUUGCCACAGAGACUGACCAGAUUGGCUCAGAAAUCAUAGAAGAGCUGGGUGAGCAACGUGAUCAGUUGGAGCGUACUAAGAGUAGGCUGGUAAACACAAGUGAAAACUUGAGCAAAAGUCGAAAGAUUCUCCGUUCAAUGUCCAGAAAAGUGACAACCAACAAGCUGCUACUUUCCAUCGUCAUCUUACUGGAGCUGGCCAUCCUAGGGGGUCUGGUUUAUUACAAAUUCUUUCAUAAGCAUUGAACUUCCUAGAGGGAAGGGUUUGCGGACCAGAACUUUGACCCUGUGAAUGAAUGGUGUUAGGGAUGGGGAAUAAGCGGAGUGCUGCUGUAAGGUAAUGGUUCAAGGAUGCACUGUGUAGCUAGACUGGGAGAAGGGAGGGAAGACAGAAAACCACUUUACUGUGAAGGAACAGCAACAAGACCAGUAUGAUAUACCAAGGUAAUAAAUGCUGUUUAUGACUCCUUUAAAUUUA
Messenger RNA from Panthera uncia (snow leopard), 939 nucleotides. RefSeq names its product vesicle transport through interaction with t-SNAREs 1B (gene VTI1B). NCBI's taxonomy places the organism in Eukaryota, Metazoa, Chordata, Mammalia, Carnivora, Felidae. The coding region runs from base 9 to 707 and encodes 232 amino acids. Gene Ontology annotation, molecular function: SNARE binding; SNAP receptor activity. Gene Ontology annotation, cellular component: late endosome membrane; endoplasmic reticulum membrane; Golgi apparatus. The record is from RefSeq and is a predicted model, not a curated record. The transcript is spliced from 6 exons. Gene Ontology annotation, biological process: retrograde transport, endosome to Golgi; vesicle fusion with Golgi apparatus; intra-Golgi vesicle-mediated transport.